Messenger RNA from Cinclus cinclus, 1928 nucleotides. It is a transcript of the gene SLC46A1, whose product is annotated as solute carrier family 46 member 1. Gene Ontology annotation, biological process: transmembrane transport. The record is from RefSeq and is a predicted model, not a curated record. The transcript has 5 exons. Gene Ontology annotation, cellular component: plasma membrane. Gene Ontology annotation, molecular function: transmembrane transporter activity. The coding region runs from base 4 to 1407 and encodes 467 amino acids. NCBI's taxonomy places the organism in Eukaryota, Metazoa, Chordata, Aves, Passeriformes, Cinclidae.
GCCAUGGCCGCUCCGCCGCCCGCCGAGCCCCCGGUGCCCCCCGGGCGGUGCCGCCCGUCGCUGCUCGCCGUGGAGCCGCUGCUGUUCCUGGCCACCGUGUCGCUGGGGAUGCAGGGGCCGCUGGCCACCCAGUACCUGUGGGACCGGCUGGGAGCCGAGCACGGCUACAGCGACCGCAACGGCACCGACUCCUCCGGCUGCGGGGACGGCAACGCUAGCGCCGACCCCCUGCGGCAGGAGGUGGAAGCCCUGGUGUCCCACUGGAACCUCUACAUCAACCUGGGAGGCUUCUUUGUCAGCCUGUUCUCCGUGACUCUCUUUGGCCCGUGGAGCGACAGCGUGGGCCGGCGCCCGGCGCUCAUCCUGCCGGCUGCAGGCAUGGCCCUGCAGACAGGCAUCUACCUGCUGGUCAUGUACCUGGAGCUGCACGUCGCCUUCUUCCUCCUUGGACGCAUCUUGAGCGGCCUCACGGGCGACUACAACCUGAUCCUGGCCAGCUGCUUCUCCUACGUGGCCGACACCAGCGAGCGACGCGCGCGGACGUUCCGGGUGGCCGUCCUCGAGGCGUGCCUGGGCACCGCCGGCAUGGUGGCCAGCAUUGGCGGUGGCCAGUGGCGCAGGGCCCAGGGCUACAUCAACCCCUUCUGGCUGGCCUUUGCUGCCAGCCUUGCUGCCACUCUCUACGCCGCUUUCUUCCUCCGGGAGUCGGUGAAGCAGAAGAAAGCGGCCAAGCUGUUCACGCUCAGCCACUACAAGGCUGUGUACAGGUUGUACACGGCCCCGGACCACCCCAGCUCCAGGUGGAAGCUGGCUCUGUACUCCCUAGCUUUCUUUCUGAUUGUCACGGUGCAUUUUGGAGCCAAGGACCUCUAUGUUUUGUAUGAGCUGGGCUUCCCUCUCUGCUGGACUUCCGACCUCAUCGGGUACGGCUCGGCCGCCAGCUACCUGGCUUACCUGAGCAGCCUGGUGGGGCUGAGGCUGCUGCAGCUCUGCCUUGAGGACACCUGGGUGGCAGAGAUAGGAUUGAUGUCCAACAUUGCUGGGCUGGUGGUGAUUUCUCUUGCUACCACGACGCCACUGAUGUUUACAGGUUAUGGAAUUCUGUUCCUUUCCAUGGCAGCCACUCCAGUCAUCAGAUCCAAGCUCUCCAAGCUGGUCAGUGAGACAGAACAGGGUGCUCUCUUUGCUUCUGUUGCCUGCGUGCAAGGGCUGUGUUCCCUCGUGGCUACAGGAGUAUUCAACUCUCUCUACCCUGCCACCUUGCACUUCAUGAGGGGAUUCCCAUUUCUCUUUGGGGCUAUAAUCCUCCUUAUUCCAGCAGCUAUCCUUGGGUGGAUACAAAUCUGGGAUUCAAAACACAACUACGACAACUUCCAAGAUGCUUCCCUGUCCCCUACAAAAGACUGAAUUUAACAACAACGAAUUGGCCAGCACAGCAGUGUCCACCUGAAAAUUGCACUUUUUUCUUCCCUCAAAGGACAGAUCAGUGUGGGAGGGAUACCCUGUUGUCCUUACUAACUUUUAAAUGCCAAACAGUUGCAAAUCACAGGAGGAGCUUGAUUUGGAGCUGUGAAUGCCUCCUCAGCCUGUGAAGCUCAUCUGUCAGAGAAAACACAAGAGACCCAAAACCAAUCAAGCUGUUGUGGGCCUUUUGCAAGGCUGGUUCAUGGUUUGUGGUUUGGUGGGGCCAGAAGGCUCUGCUGUGCUUUUAGUGGGGAGAGAGGAGUGAGUUCUGGCUUAAUUGCAAAGCAUUUUCCCCUCUGAGUAUUCCAGUGUGCUGCAGAUGAGCUGCUGGUGUGGGUGAGGCACCCAACAGUAUGCUGCUGAGGGGGAAGAGCUGUGCUCCAGAUCAUCACAUUGCCAGUAAAAACUCAACAAAUGUGACCACAAAAUCCUUAUGAAGAGGGGUAGUUUAGCACAGGGGUGCU